Messenger RNA from Hypoxylon fragiforme, 1125 nucleotides. Its product is annotated as Clavaminate synthase-like protein. NCBI's taxonomy places the organism in Eukaryota, Fungi, Ascomycota, Sordariomycetes, Xylariales, Hypoxylaceae. Gene Ontology annotation, molecular function: oxidoreductase activity. The transcript has 2 exons. The record is from RefSeq and is a predicted model, not a curated record. The coding region runs from base 1 to 1125 and encodes 374 amino acids.
AUGUCGUCCAUUGUUAUAACUCCUUUUCUUUCUCUUAACUCCAUUCGCAUGGACUUUGGAGCCAUUGUUUCAAAUAUUGAUAUUCAAUGCCUUACUGAUGCUGACACGACCAUAGAUGCUGACUUUAACAUCAUCCAUGACGCCCUUUUCACCUACCAGAUUCUAGUCUUCAAGAACCAGCAUGGUGUCUCUCCUAGGGCUCAGUAUGAUCUAACACGCAGAUUCGACCCGUCGGGCACUUCGUACGGCCAUGGCAAAACAAUUGACGCCAAGCGUAGCAUUCUUCAUCCGGAUCUCAAGACUAUUCCCCAUCAACCCCAGGUUCAAGUCAUUGGCAAUGGAUUUGUUCCCGAGUACGAGGGCUUAAGAGAUAUACACCUGAAACAUCCACAUCACAAGACCUUUCACGCGACUUCCAUCCCGGCUAAUGAAGACUUGCAUUUUACGCGGUUCUAUAGAUGGCACAUCGAUGCUGCUCUGUAUGAACUUGCUCCCCCGGUGGUAACUACACUCCUUGCCGUUAAGGUACCACGCGGCCGACGCCAGGUUUGCCGGUACGAUGACGGGACUGGUGAUGAGUUGGAGGUUCCCCUAGGCACUACUGCGUUCGUUUCGGGCUACCUGAUGUAUGACCUUUUGUCUGAGGCUGAUAAAGAAUUUGCCCGUACGACUACGGUCGAAUACGCUCCUCAUCCAUAUGUAUGGAUCAGCAACGCAAAAUCCCGCUCGGACGGGCUAGGCCUGGUUUCGCAAGGGCUAGAGGUAACUCUCAAUGAUCUACCCCCUAUUGAAGACGACAAGAUCCAGAUUCUACCUCUGUGUUGGCGCAACCCAGUAACCAAAAAACUUGCCCUCCAAGUACACCCAUCUGCUGUCCGAAAACUCCACCUGGCCGACGGGACUGUGAAAGACGAUCUUGCCGAGGUCCGCGGAAUUAUACACCGGCUUCAGCGCCCUGGUAUUGCACCGCGGAUGGUUUAUGCUCAUGACUGGGAAGAGGGAGAUUUCGUACUUUUCCACAACCGCGGGCUACUUCAUUCGGUGGUGGGGGCAUUUGCCGAAGAUGAAGUUAGGUUAUUCAGGCAAUGCAACGUUGCAGCAAGUUAUUUUCCAGAAGGGCCAUAA